AUGGCAUGUAGAGCUUACAUGGAAGUAUUAAGUUGUGCCAAAAGAACAGACAAUUUUUCAAAUAUAUUGGAUAAUCAUUCUAUUAUAAUUGCAAAAACUGAAGAUGACAUUGAUGUAUCAAAAAUUACCUCAUCAAAGUAUUUUUCUGAUGGAAUUAUUUCUUUAGGUCUCAAAAAAACAAUAUUACUUGAAAUAUUUCCUGAGGUAGCUGUUAUAACACGAAGUAUUAUGGAGAGUUUUGGGCAAAAAAUAACAUUUUUUUUGAGUAAUGAAAAGUCAUAUCAUGUUUUAUCUUUACGCUUUACAAUAGAUCAACAUAGUGAAUAUUUGAUUAAUUAUUUAAUGAGAGAAAUCAGAUGUGAUAACAUUUACACUUUGGAUCUUCGCAAUCUCAGUAGACCAUAUGGUAAUCGUAGUAAAAAUAUAUUUUUUAUUACCAAUGAUAGAAUUUUUAAAAGAUUUAAAAAUCUUAAAACAAUAGUAAUACAUCCAAAAAAUUUUCUUAUGAAUAGUAUCCUUAGAAAAUUUGUUGAUGUAGCAAGUAAAAUUAAAGGAAUUACAAUUGAAAUUGAUUUUGAAAAACCAGAAAUUCUUAAUCAUGCUGUUAAUACAACAUUACCAGAAGGAAAUUGCAUUGUAUCUUAUAUAUUGAAGAAAAAAGUUUUUUUGAAAAUUAAAGGAAUCUAUUUAAAAAUUUUCAGUCUUAAUAAUAAUUUAUUACCCCAUCAUACUAAUUUUGAAUUAUCAUUUAUAAAAACUCUUAGACUUGAUGUAUCUUCAGUUUCAACAUUUCGUAAACUAUGCAAUUUCUUACCUCAUAUGAUUAAUCUUGAAUGGAUAGGAUUGAACUUUGUUAUAAAAAUGUUUCCAAUGCAAGUUGAAAUAAAAAUUCUUGAAAAAGUUGAAGAAACUAGAAAAUUUUAUUAUCAAAGUUUGGAAAAUUUAACUAAUCUUGAUACUAUUCAAAUUACUUUUGAUUUUGUCACAAAUUUUUCUCAUGAUUUGUUGGAUAAUAUUAUUAAUGGAGUAAAAGAUAUAACUCCUGGUAACCUUGCUCAUUAUAGUGAAACUGAAAUGGAAAGAUUUAAAAUGUGUAGACUUUUUUGUCAAAACGAAAUGAUGCGUUUUUUUAGUGUUUGCCCAAAAAAUGUUCAUCAUUUGUAUCUUUCAAAAUUUCUACAAUUUGAUACAUCAAUAUCUACACUUUUAAAUGAAUAUUUUCCUGAUUUAAAACUUUUAUUUUUGGAAAGAAUAGGUGAUGUUGAGAAGAAUGCAUUAAUGCCAUUGAAAAAUCUUAGAUUUUUUAUUCCUACUUACAUACAAGAAUUUGAACUUCCACCAAGUGUUGAAAUUUGUAUGAUGUGUUAUGUUAAUGAUAACAAAAAUAAAGAUGUUGUUACGGAAAAAUAUGAAAAUCUACGCAAAUAUUACACAAAUUUGAGUCGUUUUACAAAGGAACUUGUCUUCAAAGAUAGUUUCUCUGCAACUAUUGUUUACAACUAUUUUCAUAGUAUACAUGUCAUUAAAAAUUAUUUUGAUGAUAUAACUGAAAUGUUGGAUUGCAAUGAUCAGAAACAAUAUUAUAAAUCAUCCUAA
Strongyloides ratti is the source of this 1596-nucleotide messenger RNA. RefSeq lists its product as hypothetical. Lineage: Eukaryota; Metazoa; Nematoda; Chromadorea; Rhabditida; Strongyloididae. Bases 1 to 1596 code for a protein of 531 amino acids. The transcript has a single exon. The record is from RefSeq and is a predicted model, not a curated record.